CGCACGUUACAGAUUGAGCUUUCUAAGGCCGUUGGAGACAUGGAGGCCAGCAGCCAGUCGACGCCCCCCCAAACCACGCCGUCCAUGGACCCCUUCCCGAAAAAAUCUCUGGAAGUUGUUGAUAUUGUCAUCUUAGUCCUCUAUUUUGUGUUCGUCAUGGGAGUGGGUUUAUGGUCCAUGUGGCGAACCAAGAGGAACACAGUGACGGGAUACUUCCUGGCUGGGAAAAGCAUGGUUUGGUGGCCUGUUGGUGCCUCGUUGUUUGCCAGUAACGUAGGGAGCGGGCAUUUCAUCGGCUUGGCAGGCUCGGGAGCGGCGUCGGGGAUCGCGGUCACGGCCUACGAGUGGAAUGGAUUGUUCUGCGUCCUCGCUUUGGCCUGGUUUUUUCUACCCAUAUAUAUAUCAUCCGGGGUCACCACGAUGCCCGAGUAUCUGCAGAGACGGUUCGGCGGGAAGAGGAUUCAGAUCUUCUUGGCCAUCUUGUAUCUGUUUAUCUACAUUUUUACCAAAAUCUCGGUAGACAUGUACGCCGGCGCCUUGUUCAUCCAGCAGGCGUUGCACUGGGAUCUGUACGUAGCCGUCUGUGGAUUACUGGUAAUCACCGCCAUUUAUACAGUCGCUGGGGGUCUGGCAGCUGUUAUCUACACAGACACCCUGCAGACAAUCAUCAUGAUAAUCGGAGCCCUGAUCCUCAUGGUUUAUGGUUUCAUAGAGGUCGGAGGUAUGGAGGCUUUGGAGGAAAAGUAUCCUAAUGCCAUUCCUAAGAUCCGUAACGAAAACAGCAGUUGUGGGAUACCUCGGGAGGAUGCUUUCCACAUCUUCAGGGACCCAGUGACCUCCGACUUGCCUUGGCCUGGUGUCCUCGUUGGGAUGACCAUCCCGUCGCUUUGGUACUGGUGCACCGACCAAGUCAUUGUACAGAGGUCCUUAUCGGCCAAGAAUCUCUCUCACGCCAAGGGUGGCUCCCUGUUGGCUGCUUAUAUCAAGAUAUUGCCUCUUUUCAUUAUGGUUUUGCCAGGAAUGAUCAGCAGAGUUCUAUUCACAGAUCAGGUGGCCUGUGCCGAUCCCCAAAUCUGCAAGGAGAUCUGUGGAAACCCAUCAGGGUGCUCAGAUAUAGCCUACCCCAAGAUGGUCAUUGAACUACUACCCACUGGAUUAAGAGGUCUUAUGAUGUCAGUUAUGAUUGCUGCUCUCAUGUCCUCACUGACUUCCAUUUUUAAUAGCGCAAGCACCAUCUUCACCAUGGAUCUCUGGCGACACUUACGGCCACGUUCUUCUGAGUGGGAGCUCAUGAUAGUGGGAAGGGUCUUUGUACUGGUUCUAGUGGUUGUAUCCAUUCUGUGGAUUCCUCUGGUUCAGGCCAGCCAAGGUGGACAACUGUUCAUCUACAUUCAGUCAAUCAGCUCGUACCUCCAACCACCGGUCGCUGUGGUCUUCAUAAUGGGCUGCUUCUGGAAGAGAACUAACGAAAAGGGUGCAUUCUGGGGGCUGAUAAUAGGCUUGGUUGUGGGCAUCAUCAGAAUGAUUUUGGAUUUUAUCUACGUGCCGCCACAGUGUGACCAGCCCGAUAACCGCCCCGAUGUGGUCAGAUACGUUCAUUACUUGUAUUUCUCCAUGAUAUUGGCGCUGCUGACCCUCAUCAUAGUGGUGGCCGUCAGCCUGUGGACCGAACCUCCCUCCAAAGAGAUGGUCAGCCGCCUUACUUGGUUCACACGAUGGGACAAAGGAGAAGAAAGCAUCGAGGAGGCAACAGCCACCAGAAAUCUUGCAAAUGGAGUGAGUUCUGUAGACAGCAUCCCCGACAAAACAGUUAUGAGCUCCACUGAAGAAAUUCUUACCAACCCAGAAGGCGGGUCAUCAUCGUUUGGCUCUCGCUUGAAAAAAGCCUUCCUCUGGUUAUGCGGGAUGGACAGCAGUAAUAAGGCCGCGCAUGACCAAAAUCUCCCGGUCCGUUCAGAACCAGCCGAAGUGUUACUCUAUGAGAGCCCCCUGGCGAACCACAUAUUAAACUCCAACCUUGUUAUCUGCUUGAGCGCAGGGGUCUUCCUCUGGGCAUACUUUGGCUAACAAGAACACGGACAUCCCAUCUUCUAGAUAUUGAUGGUUUAGAACUUCAUACCACAAAGAACACCACGAACUAAAGCAGAUUCCUUCAACAGCAUCUCCUCUUUUAAGGAAAGGUCUAAUCGGGUGACAUUAGUCCAGGUGUCCCCCUUUGUGCCUUCUUAUCCAACCUUAAAGAAUCCGAAUCAUAAAUGG
This is a messenger RNA of Spea bombifrons (plains spadefoot toad), 2259 nucleotides long. It is a transcript of the gene SLC5A11, whose product is annotated as solute carrier family 5 member 11. Gene Ontology annotation, cellular component: plasma membrane. Bases 40 to 2067 code for a protein of 675 amino acids. The transcript has 15 exons. Gene Ontology annotation, molecular function: D-glucose:sodium symporter activity. The record is from RefSeq and is a predicted model, not a curated record. NCBI's taxonomy places the organism in Eukaryota, Metazoa, Chordata, Amphibia, Anura, Pelobatidae. Gene Ontology annotation, biological process: transmembrane transport.